Molecule: messenger RNA, 1215 nt
Organism: Miscanthus lutarioriparius
Lineage: Eukaryota; Viridiplantae; Streptophyta; Magnoliopsida; Poales; Poaceae
Source: the annotation of a GenBank genome assembly
AUGGCCACCGCCGAAGGCGACGCCGACUGGUCCCUGCCCUCCCCCGCCGACCACGAAGACAACGGAUUCCUGGCUCUACCCUCCUCCCCCGCCGCCUCUAGCAGCGGCUUCGCGGAGGACUUCUACCGCAGCGGCACCGAGUGGUCCUCCCUGCGCGCCCCUCCGCCGCUGCGGCCGCCCGGAGGGCCACCCGGUGUGAAGGAGAAGGAGAGGGGAGGCGGCUCGCUCGUGCAGAGCAGCCUCUUCCAGGCUUGGGGGAUCGAUAAGCCGCGGCGGGAGGCUGGGGAUUCAUCGCUUGUGCAGAGGAGCCUCUUCCAGGCGUGGGGGAUCGAGAGGCCAUGGACGGAGGGGCUCGGGGCUGGGGAUUCCUCCCCAUCCCCCCUCCCUUUCCGGUUCUUGGUUGGGAAGGAAGCGGAGGCGAGGAGGAACCGAGGAGGCGGGGGUGGCGGCCAAGAAGCCCCUCACGUGCCCCUUCUACAAGAAGAUUCCCGCUAUAUUUGUCCUUUGGAGCUUGAUACCGAGUAUGUCAUAGAGGGAGUGACAGUUACCUUGCUGGAGGCCAACCAUUGCCCUGGUGCAGCUCUAAUCCACUUUCGACUAAGUGAUGGAAAGACCUAUCUCCACACUGGGGAUUUUAGAGCAUCAAAAUCUAUGCAAUUGCAUCCACUUCUCCAGAGAGGCUGGGUAAAUUUGGUUUACCUGGACACAACAUAUUGCAAUCCCAAAUACAAGUUCCCACCCCAGGAGGAUGUUAUUGAUUUUGUUGUGAGGACAGCUCGAAGAUAUCUAAAGAAGCAGCCAAAAACCCUCAUUGUUGUUGGGGCAUAUAGCAUUGGGAAAGAGAAUGUGUAUCUAGCAAUUUCCCAUGAUUUAGAGAACUUGAAGAUGUACAUGGAGACUCUUAAUGGAAGAUUUCUAGCUGUGCUGGCUUUCCGUCCUACAGGUUGGACUUUCUCUGAGGCAACUGGAAAACAACUUGACCUAAUAAAGCCAAGCUCUAAUGGCAGUGUAACAAUCUAUGAGAUUGACAAUUGCAGUUGCAGCUUAAGUAAAGAGAGGUGUGCUUAUAGCGAGCAUUCAAGUUUCACUGAGCUUAGGGAUUUUGCGAUGUUUCUGAGACCUCAUAAGGUAAUUCCUACUGUUAAUGUUGGCAAUCCGACAAGCCGAGAUAAAAUGCAAGCAAAUUUCCGGGAAUGGCUGAAGAGCCAGCGAUAA